CGUAAAUAAGAAUGAUAGAGAGAUCUCUAACUUUCUCAAUUUCCUGGAAUUAAUGGCUUGGAAGAUGCUUCAAUUUUUGUUUCUUACUACUCGAUUUCACUUAUCUGCUGCAUUUUUAUACGAUUUUUCUCAAUUUUCCUGGGAAAAUUCGUGGUUGCUACAAUUUUUGUACGAUUAUACUUGAAUCCAUGGUUGCUGCUUCAUUCUUAUUAUAAUAUAUAAAAAAAAAGCUUAGUAGUAAUGUGAAUGAUAGAGAUCUUUAAUUUUUUUUUGCAACGAGACAGAUCCGAGUGUACAACGAUGACAAUUACCAACGGCGAUGUCAAAUCUGAGACCUGCAACAAUGGCUUCUCUGUGAAAAAACCUUUCAGGAUCUUUGUUGGUUACGAUCCACGCGAAGAUCUUGCUUACCAAGUCUGCCGUCAUUCAAUCACCAAGAGAUCUUCAAUCCCUGUAGAGAUCAUUCCGAUUGUUCAAUCAGAUCUUCGAAAGAAAGGUUUGUAUUGGAGGGAAAGAGGUCAGUUGGAGAGCACUGAGUUCUCUUUCUCUCGUUUCUUGACUCCUCAUUUGUCCGAUUACGAUGGUUGGGCUAUGUUCGUCGAUUGCGAUUUCCUCUACCUUGCUGAUAUCAAGCAACUUACUGAUUUGAUCGAUGAUAAAUACGCCAUCAUGUGUGUUCAACAUGAUUACGCUCCUAAAGAGACUACUAAGAUGGAUGGUGCGGUUCAGACCGUGUACCCGAGGAAGAACUGGUCUUCUAUGGUGCUUUACAACUGUGGUCAUCCUAAGAACAAGACCUUGAACCCUGAGACUGUCAACACUCAGACUGGUGCUUUCCUCCAUAGGUUCCAGUGGCUUGAGGAUGAAGAGAUUGGCUCUAUCCCGUUUGUGUGGAACUUCCUUGAGGGUCACAAUAGGGUUGUUGAGAAAGAUCCAACUACGCAGCCUAAGGCGGUGCAUUAUACUCGAGGAGGGCCUUGGUUUGAUGCUUGGAAGGAUUGCGAGUUUGCGGAUCUCUGGUACAAUGAGAUGGAAGACUACAGCAAAGAGAACAAGAAAGAAGCUGACAAGGCGAAUUAGAAAGAAGAAGAGGUAUGUUGUUUCUUACCACCAACACGAGUAUUGCACUUCCUUAAAGAUUUCCUUACAUGUUUUAUAUAUAAGCUUGGCUCUGUAGAGCCACGGAUCAUUAGUCUUGUGGAGGGCUGUGGAGUUUUAUUUCAUUGAAUUCGUUAAAUCAUUCGCAACACUACCAGUAUUAAGAUCAUAUAUGGCCCUAUUCGUUUGUUUCUUGUGGUUGUACCUUUAAUUAAAGGUAGUUUAUUUGUAAAAUUGCUCUCAAAUUAAGCAACUUAUUUGAUAUGUGACUAAGUGACUUUAUGAAGAAGUUCUUUUCA
Messenger RNA from Camelina sativa (false flax), 1397 nucleotides. NCBI's taxonomy places the organism in Eukaryota, Viridiplantae, Streptophyta, Magnoliopsida, Brassicales, Brassicaceae. The record is from RefSeq and is a predicted model, not a curated record.